AUGCUGCUUUUCUCAUGGGCACCUCUUGUCUCUGUUCCUCUUAGCAAGAGCACACGCACUAAAGAAAUGGAGAAACUCAGUCGGCUGGAAGCUCUGCUGCUUACUGCUGUGCUGGAGAACUGUGCUGAUCAGCUCGCAAUCCUUGGCUACAUCAUGCCAGUUUCACAUGAGGGCAAGACAGACACCAGCCAUAUCAACAGCCAGAAAACGAAAGAAAUCACAGACACCCAGAAUGUGCUGGACAUUAAGUAUCAAGAGCUCAGCUCUGCAAGGCAGGGGAGGGGGGAAACUGUUACCUCCAAGUCUUGGAAAAGCACUGAAUGCAAGCAGCAGCUGGCGAACUCUGAGAAUCCAAAAAGAGCCCAUCACAUUUCCACAAGGGCCAUGAAACCCAGUGCUCUGUCUGCAGAUGAUCUCAGAAAAAUUCAGGCUGACAGGCAGCAUGUGAGUGAUGUAAUUACAGCCACUGUGAAGAAGAUGGAGGAAUCAGGAACAUUUGAUAGCCUAAUAGAAGCUAAUGGGAGAGAGAAGGCAAAGAAAAGCAACUUGAAUGACAUCCUCAUCAGGGAGGAAGAAGGAAAGAAAGAGAUAAAGUCACUCCAGAAACAGCUGCAAGAUGUCAAGAAAGAAACUGAAAUAGAACUUCAGAACCGAGACAAAGUGAUUCUCUACCUCAAACAUGAGCUUCAACAGAUGGAAGCCAAAGCAGCCAUGGAGGACCGGUACAUGAAGAGAAGCACAGACCUCCAGGUGCACCAAAUCCAGAAGAAGUGCAGCAAUGCAGAGAACAGACUGAAGAAGGAAAUUGAGGAUUUGAAGAGGAAAACUGACGAGGAGAUCCGAGUGCACAUGGAGAUUGAAAAUUUCCUCAGGCAUUACCACAAGAAGGUGGAAGAGAAGCUGGAAUACUGGGUGGACAAGCAUGAAAAUGACACAGACGCUAAAGAUAAAGAACUCAACGCCCUGAAAGAAUCAAAGGCAAAGAACAUGGAAAUGCUGCAGAGAUUUGCCAGCGAGUGCUGGACGUUUGAGGAAACCAUCAUCGCUGACCGGGCACAAAAAGAGGCUGAAAGACGAAAACGAGAGCAGGAUGCCCUGGAGCUGAAGAGCAUCCUGAAGCUGCAGGCCUGGUGGAGAGGCACAAUGGUGCGCAGAAACCUCGGCCCCUAUCAGAACCUCCGGAAGGCUCAGGAGAAGAAUCUGUCAAAUGAGAAAGGCAAAAAGGAAAAACCUGGAGCAAAGAAAAAGACGCGCUAAGAAAUGUGGCCACGGAUGUACUCCAGGGCUCCUACUGGGUAUGCAAGUAGAUAAGGGGAAAAGCUUUGGAAAGAAUCCAUACCACAGCAAUAGCUGCGGCAAACAGGACUUAAGAACGGGAAGGCACGGUUAGUGUGAG
Molecule: messenger RNA, 1396 nt
Organism: Tympanuchus pallidicinctus (lesser prairie-chicken)
Lineage: Eukaryota; Metazoa; Chordata; Aves; Galliformes; Phasianidae
Gene: IQCG
Product: IQ motif containing G
Exons: 10
Coding region: 1-1257 (418 amino acids)
Biological process (GO): sperm axoneme assembly; cilium organization
Cellular component (GO): sperm flagellum; cytoplasm
Molecular function (GO): protein binding
Source: RefSeq, a predicted model, not a curated record